Messenger RNA from Drosophila subpulchrella, 1326 nucleotides. RefSeq names its product serine protease inhibitor 42Dd. The record is from RefSeq and is a predicted model, not a curated record. Bases 65 to 1189 code for a protein of 374 amino acids. Lineage: Eukaryota; Metazoa; Arthropoda; Insecta; Diptera; Drosophilidae. Gene Ontology annotation, molecular function: serine-type endopeptidase inhibitor activity. The transcript has 4 exons.
UGGCACUUUUCGCUCAGUUUUCAGAGAUACUUAUCUCGGGGACCAGUUCGUUGGAGGCGGUCAAAUGUAUUACUUGUUCCUGAUUUUGUGGGCCACUUCUGUGGCCUGCCAGGCUUCCGAGGAGAUCUACCAGCUGCUGGCCAAGAGCCACGCCAACCAGAACCUCAUCGUCUCGCCCGUCUCCAUAGAGACCAUCCUGAGCAUGGUCUACAUGGGCGCUGGAGGGUCGACAGCCCGGGAACUGCAGAGUGCGCUGAGAUUGCCAACAGAGGACAAGCAGGCGGUGGCCACCAAGUACGGGUCACUCCUCAACCAACUCCAGGGACAGGAGCAGGAGAACGGGCCCACACUGAAGGUGGCCAACCGCAUCUACGUCAACGACCAGUUCAGCCUGCAACAGGACUACAACCUGGCUGUGCGGGAUUCCUUCAAGGCCGAGGCGGAGUCCAUCAGCCUGGCCAAUGGUCCUGCGGCUGCCGAGGGAAUCAACCAGUGGGUGCUCAGCCAGACCAGCGGCAAGAUCAAGGACAUGAUCGAUCCCAGCAGCAUGUCGCCGGAUGUCAAGGCCUUGCUGGUGAACGCCAUCUAUUUCAAGGGCCAGUGGGAGUCCAAGUUUGACCCAGAUAAAACGAAAUCCUCCACCUUCCAAGUGAGCGCCGACAAGAAUGUGACCGUCCCAAUGAUGGUGCAGAUGGGGACUUUCAGGGCGAACUACUUCCGAGACCUGGACGCUCAAGUGAUCGAGCUGCCGUACCAGAACUCCAACCUGUCCAUGACCAUCUUUCUGCCCCGUGAAGUCGGAGGCCUGGGCUCUCUGGAGGAGAAGAUCGCUGGAUUCUCCAGGCCACUGGAAGCCAGGGAGGUGUAUGUGAAGCUGCCCAGGUUCAAAAUCGAGUUUCGUGACGAACUUAAAGAGACCUUAGAGAAGCUGGGCAUCCGAGAGCUUUUUACCGACAACUCAGACCUAAGCGGCUUGUUCGGCGAUAAGUCAGGCGGAAAAGUCAGCCAAGUCUCGCACAAGGCGUUCCUGGAGGUGAACGAGGAGGGGGCAGAGGCCGCGGCUGCCACAUCUGUAGCCGUCACGAAUCGAGCUGGAUUUUCUAUGUUCUUCGUGGCCGAUCAUCCCUUUGCCUUUGUCAUUCGCGAUGCGAACACCAUCUUUUUCCAGGGACGCCUGGUUAGCCCUUAAAUAAAUUGAAAAUAAUUAAAGUGCUGAACUGUAUUAUAAGAUAUGUAUGUGAAUUUCAACUUAGGUCUAAGAUACUUUCUAAUUCCAAAUUAGAUUUCACAUCUACCGAAUGGGUGACUAAUAAACGUUUAAGCUUA